UUCUUCCGGAAGACUUCUGCCGGAAGAUGCGGAUCUGCCGUGGCGGGCAGCAGCAGGCGCCUUUGUUCUCAGGGGCGAGUGGCCGCUGCUGUUGCUGCCGUUCGCUGCCGCCGACGACGACGACGCCGCCGACGACGCCGCCGCCGUUUGCCCGGGGGUCGCUCGGCGAUUAUCGGCGGCGGGGGAAAUUUGCACAGAGAGCCGAGGGAGCGAACGUCGAGCUGCGCGACUCGGCGGCGGUGGGGGGGGUGGCGGUGGUGGUGGUGUUGGGGAGGGUUACUCGACGGACGGACGGCUGGCGAGGGGGGGCGGCGGGCGCGUGUUUGGGCCGAGCCGACGUGCGCGUCGAGACCGCGGGGUGGUGGUGGUGGUGGGAGGGAGAGGAGGAGGAGGAGGACGCGGAGCGGCCACGGUGGCGACGGAGCCGGGUGAGUUGUGGAUAAAUCGGCACACUGACUGAUAGAAGCGCUCAGACUGCACGGCAAAAAGCAACAACAGAUACCAACAACGACAAGAACUGGGGCCAAGAGCAUUCACUUGGGCAUGCACGAGCUGACAAAUAAUAUUUACAGAAGGAAACAAAUUGGUGACGUUGAGCUCAUUGUCAUGCCAUCAAUGAUAUAAAUUAAAUGUACUUAUUCUACAAGCCGAUCAUAAGCAUUAGUAAUUGACAAUUACAUUUCAUAAUCUUAAAUAUCAAUUCCAGAGAUGUAUGGCAGUUGAAUAACACUACAGUAUUUUAACAUUAGUUUUGUAAUAAGGUGCUAAAUCUGCACGAACAAAGGCUGAAAACAAAAACCACCAUCACAAACAUCUCCAGCGCCAAGUGUUUUAAGCACUGAGUCGACACCUCACCUGCGACAAACUCUGCACAAAUGUGACUCGGAGGCAUAACAAUUCCAAAAACAUUUAAGCAUUUUAGCUCAACGUGAAGACAAACCCUCGUUUGCCCUAUCGAUUUCAAAACUCGAUCGAAAAAUCAUUGUACUUCUGGCUUUUUUUUGAUGCACCGUAGGGCCCGCCGACACGUGCGUUUUUGGCCCCGUCUCGGUAAAUAAUUGCGAGCCAUCGAGGAAAAAUAGCGGAGGCGGGGAGCGGGGGAGGUGCGCCGGUGAGCCGCCCUCGGUUGACUGUGUGCCUAUCGCGGCGCGCUAGCGGGCCCUCGGCACGCGCCGCCGGCGGGGGGGGGCAGCCCCCCUCAUCGCCACUGCAGCAACUGCAGCAGCAGCAGCCGCCUCCGGCCGCCGCCUCCUCCUCCUCCUCGUCGGCCUCGUCCGGCGGAAAGAGGGGCGGCUCGGCGACGUUCACGCACCGCCGGCAAGGCUCGUGGACCAUCAUGGCCUCCUCACGGUCGUCGAGUGACGGGCACGCCCCGCCCGCCACUGCCAACAACGCCACCGCCGUGCAUUGUGGGGGGGCCCCGGUGCACUGUGGGGGCGGUAGCGGGCGCAGAAGGCGGAGCUGCACGGUGGACGGCGGUGGGGGGGGUGGCAGUGCUGGGGGCGGGGGGGUGGUGACCGGAGUGAGCGGUGGAGGAGGAGGAGGAGCUGACAGUGACUGCGUGGACGAAGAUGAGAUGGAGAAGGAGAUGGCAGGCCUCCCUGAUGAGAGCCGGAAGUCGAAGCCUCGGAAGUCGGCGAAGAGGAAACCUCGAUUCCAGAGGAACGACAACGGAGACAUCGCCACGUACACAACGGAUGACGCCACCAUCUACCAGCCCGGGGACUGCGUGUACAUAGAGUCGCGACGGCCAGACAUCCCCUACUUCAUCUGCAGCAUCCAGGACUUCAAACUUAGCAAGAGGGACCACCUCAUGAUGAACGUCAAGUGGUACUACCGGCAGUCCGAGGUGCCGGACUCAGUCUACCAACUACUAGUCCAAGACCGGCACAACGAGAACGAUUCUGGCCGGGACCUAGUGAUUGUGGACCCCGUCAUCAGGAGCCGGGAACUCUUCAUAUCGGACUGCAUUGACACGUACCACGCGUCGGCCCUCCGGGGUAAGUGUGGCGUGUCGCACUUUUCGGACAUCUUUGCUGCAAAGGAUUUCAAAGCCAAGUCCGACACAUUCUUCUACAUCCUUGGAUACAACCCUGAGACGAGGAGGCUGAACAGCACCCAGGGAGAGAUCAGAGUUGGACCAAGCCACCAGGCGAAGCUGCCGGAGCUGCUGGUUCCCCUGGGUUCGCUGGUGCCGGACUCUGAAAGUGGCGGCGAUGGCACUGCGUUCGAGGAGCGCGUCUGGAUCCCCGGCAUCUCCGACUGCGACCUCAUCAUGUACCUGAGAGCGGCGCGGAGCAUGGCUGCCUAUGCGGGGAUGUGCGACGGGGGCCUCACGGAGGACGGAUGCCUCGCUGCCUCGAGGGAUGACACGACCAUCAACGCUCUGGACGUGCUGCAUGCAAGCGGCUAUGACCGGGGCAAGGCCUUGCAAACACUGCUGCUCAAGCCAUUCCCUCGCUCCGUGGACAAGCGCUGGAGUGACGAUGAGACUAAACGUUUUGUGCGUGGGCUCAGGCAGUUUGGGAAGAACUUUUUCCGCAUCCGCAAAGAGCUGCUGCCUCACAAAGAAACGGGCGAGCUCGUCACAUUCUACUAUUACUGGAAGAAGACGCCGGAGGCGUCGCACUCGCGCCCGCACCGCCGUCACCGCCGCCAGGCCGUGUUCCGCCGCAUCAAGACCCGCACCAUCCCCACGGCAACGCCCCCAGCGAGCCAAUCGCGGCCGCCCUCCAGCGAGUUCUUGGAUCUGAGCUCUGCGAGUGAGGACGACUUUGAUAGUGAAGACAGUGACCAGGAGCUGCGUGGUUACGCCUGCAGACAUUGCUUCACCACCACGUCGCGAGAUUGGCACCACGGCGGGCGCGACCGCCUGCUGUUGUGCUACGACUGCCGCUUGUACUUCAAGAAGUACGGGGAGAUGCCGCCCAUUCAGCACCAGGCACCACCGCCGCCGUUCAUGUUCAAACCCGUGCGGGACGACGACGCCACCGCCCCCAACAACCAGGGGUCCGGGGUGCCCGGCAGUGCAGGCGGAGGCGCUGCGACUCCUCCCGUUGGAAAACACAGCAUGCGAACUCGACGCAGCCGAACAUCUGCCCGUGCUCAGGCUGGGGAGCCAACAGCGGACGACUCCCGCGCGUGUGGCCGCACGUCGCCUGGGGCGACCAGCACGGACAGCACGGACCUCGACAAACACAGCAAGAAGGCCCCGGAGGCGGAGACGCCACCUCCGCAUGCCGGCAAGCGCUUGCGUGACAAGAGCCUCUCUGACGGCGAGGACGCCGAGAAGCCCAAGAAGCCCAAAACGCCCAGCACGUCUCCGCCGGGAUCUCCCUCGGAGGGCGACAGCUCGGACGCCCCCAGCCUUAACGACGACCUCAUCAACGACCUCAAGGACAUCGACCAGGAUAACCGCAGCACCUCACCCAGCCUGCCGAGCCCGCCCGAGCCCGAGUCCGACUCGGACUGCUCCACCCACAACGCCGAUGCCACUAUCGUGCCCACCGUCUCCUCCACCGUCACCCCGCCAGCCCCCGCCGCUGCGAAUGGCCCCAACCAGGGCGGCUGCCUCAUGGCCCCCAUCAGCGGCCUCAUGCCCGGCAGCCCGGCCGCAAACGGCGGACUCGGCUCCAACACCGCCAUGCCUCCCGGCGGCACCUCAACCUCCAUCAGCAGUAGCCUCCUGCCCGGCGGCGGCGGCGGCGGCGGCGGCGGAGGCGGCGGUAGUGGUAGCAGUGGUGGCGGCGGUGGCGGCGCCGGUCUGAACAUGCCGACCUUGAUGGGAGGUCUGGGAUCCAACCUGAGCCAGGUGGCCAUGAGCAGCGGUGGCGGCGGCACAACCGGGGGGGGGCCUCAGGUCGCGGUGGCGAACGUGGGGCCGUGCGGACCGCCGUCCGCGGCUGCUGCUGCUGCGGCGGCGGCGGCGGCGGUGGCGCAGAUGAACGUGGCCCCCAUGGGCAGCUGCGCGGUGGCGCAGGCAUUUCACUCGGUGGUGUCUGGCGGCGGCGUAAGCUCCAUGCAGCAAUCGGUGUCCGUCGUGGGCGGCGGUGGCGCGGGCGGCGCGGCGAGCAUGAGCGUGGUGUCGGCGUCGUCCUCGUCCUCCUCGUCGGGGUCAUCCCUCUCCUCGUCGCUGUCGCUGCAUACCCAGGCCAUCGGUGGCGUCUAUGGCGGUGGUGGCGUCGGCGGCGUCAGCGGUGUCGGCAGCGGCCUCAUGAUGUCCCAGACGUUUUCGUCGUCAAUGUCGUCGUCGUCCUCGUCGUCGUCGCUCCAUCUGCCGCACCUGAGCCAGCAGCACCACCAGCACCAGCACCACCACCACCACCAGCAUCAGCACCAGCACCACCAGUUGCACCACCUGCAGCAGCAACACCACCAGCGCGGCCCGCACCAGCACCACCACCAGCAGCAGCAGCAGCAUCACCACGCCUCUGCGCACUUUGGUGGGCAUCACCAUCACCACCAGCACCAGCAGCACCAUGUGGAGCAGGCCAGGGUCCACGCGCCAUCGCCGCCUCUGGCUGGAGUGAUGCCUGCUCAGCUCCUGCCACUGCCUCCUUCUUCGGCGGCGUCGGUCUUUGGCUCAUCCAAAGGAAAUCUGGCCACAAUGGGGCAAGGCUCGGCCUACGACAAGCCGGGUGGCGGCAUGUCGAUAUGUGCCGGUGGCGGCGGCGGCGGCAGCGGAGUGGGGGGGCCCCCAAAUUUGAUGGCGCCGCACCUGAGUGGCGGUGGAGGCGGUGGCGGCGGCGGUGGCGGUGGUGCGAUGCACAAGCACCCGAUGAGCGUGCACUCGCAGGGCCAGGCACCGCCCGUGCCUCCACCGCCACCGGGAGGGCACGGUGCCCCUAUGCAGGGCCUCCCGUCUUGCCUGCCGGCAAACAUGCAACAACAACAACAACAGCAGCAGAACCUGCCCUCGAACAUGGCUGCCAACUCGGGCGUUCCGAUUCCCCCGCCCACGACUCCCAUCCCACCUCUGCCACCAAAGCAGUCGAACUCAAGCGCUCAGUCGGGUGGAGCUUGCGGUGGAGGCGGCGGCGGCGGCGGCGGUGGCGGCGGUGCCCUCGCGGGCCACUUUGGGGGGCAGCUGCCCCCACCCAACCUGAACUUGCCGCCGCCGCCAGCCCUGAAGCCGCUGUCGGCUCUUGCGCAGGGAGGCGGCGGCGGCGUCGGCGGCGGGGGGCCGACGCAGGGCAUGGGCUCGGGUCAGGGUUUACCUCAGCUGCCGCCCCCACUGCAGAUGCAGGCACACCCGCCACCGGCGCUCACGCAGGGCGGUGCCGCCGGCCAGCAGGGCGGCCCUGCCACGCUGGGCGAGUCCCUCGCUUCGGCCUACCCGGGCCCACUCGGUGGCGGCAGCGGGGGAUCCAUGAUGGGGCCGGCGCACCCGCCCGCCCUCACCCAGUCCGGCCCGCACUCACUGGGCGACCCUCAGGCUUUGGCUUAUGGCGGGAAGCCGCAGGGCGGGAGCGGAGGUGGUUCCGGCAGUGGCGGCGGAGGAGCAGGUGGGAUCCCGCCGUUCCUGGCCGCUAAUCCCGGGCUGAUGUCGAAUGUGGGCGGGAUGGGCACCGUGUCAUCGGCCUCGAUGAUGGGGUCGGCGGGGGCGGCCGCACUGUCCCUCACGGCGUCGGUGGCGUCCGUCUCCUCGUCGUCGCUUAGCUGCGCCCCGGCGAGCCUGUCCGCAUCCUCUCUGCCGCCACCGUCCGCAACGGCUUCGUCCUCUUCCUCAUCGGCGCCGUCCGUCCUCCCUUCGGCCGUCCCGCCCGGAUUCGGCACAGUGAAGGAGGAGGGAGGGGGCUCGGUAUCGGCUACGGGGGCAGUUGGGGCGGCAGUUGCCAUGGCGGCGGAGGAGUCGCCGGGAUCCCCCGGAAGUCCCCCGCCUCCCGUGCGACGUACCCCCUCCCCAGAGCCCAUCGUUGUGGACACGCCGAGCCACGUCAGCGCCAGCGCACGUUUUACGAAGCACCUGGACCGCGGCUACAACUCGUGUGCGCGCACCGAUCUUUGCUUCGAGCCCCUUGCGGGCUCCAAGCUCGCCAAGAAGCGCGAGGACGGCGCGGAGCGUCUGCGGCGCGAGCGGGAGGAGAGGGAACGCGACGGACGCGAGAGGGAGGCGCGCGAGCGCGACCGCUCGUCCUUGGGCCCUGGUCUGGACGGCCCCCCAUCCGGCGGACCCCCCCCACCGGGCCCCCCGCCGGGUCCGCCAGGCCCCCCUCCACACCACCUACGCGGGACCCCCUACGACGCUCCGCAGUCGGCUGCGGCCGUGGCGGCCGUUCACCCGUACCUGGGCCCCGACACGCCGGCGCUGCGCACGCUCAGCGAGUAUGCGCGCCCACACGUGCUCUCCCCCACCUCGGGCAGCGCCCUCGUGCGCUCGGGGGUGGCGGGGGUGGCGGCCGCGGCCGCGGCGGCUGCGGCCGCGGCGGCAGCCGGGCAUGGUCCCCCGCACCACCACCAGGCAGCGCACCACCAUCCGCACCACCACCCGCACCACCACCCCCACCACCACCACCACCCAUUCUUCGCCAUCCCCAGCAGCGACGUGGCCACCAUCUUCUACCACCCGCACAAUAUGGCGGCGGCAGCACACAUGUACUCGCAGCAACAGCAGCAGCAGAUCAGCCAGCAGAUCAGCCAGCAGAUCAGCCAGCAGCAGGCGCAGCAGCAGGCCCAGCAGCAGGCGCAGCAGCAGGCGGCCUCCGUGCAGCAGCAGCAGCAGCAGUCGAGCGAGCGGGACCUGCGAGAGAUGCGUUUCAAGCCGGGCUACGAGAUGAAGCCACCGGAGAUGGACGGUGCGGGCGGCGGGGGCUCUGCGCCAGCGGGACCCAGCACGCAGGGCGGCGCAUCGAUGGCGAGCGCGCUGGCGCUACACUUCAACCCAGCGGGGUCGCUGGACCCUUUUGCGCUGCAGCGCGCCGGCGCACACGCCUCGCUCGGCGUGAACCCGCACCACUUCGCCGCGUUCCCCGCGGGGGAGCGCGGGCAUGGCCACGGCGGAGGCGGAGGGGGGGGCGGUGGCGCGGGCGGCGCCGGAGGAGGGGGCGGCGGCGGCGGUGGAGGAGGCGGCUCAGGAGCCGGGGGUGCUGCGGAACGGCUGGGCGUGGUGCCGGGCGGCGUGGCUCAGUCGCGACAGGAGAUGGCGUACGCCGAGAGGCUUCACGCAGAGCGGCUGGCCUCGCUCGCGGCCAAUGACCCGAUCGCAGCGGCGCGUCUGCAGAUGUACAACGUGACGCCGCACCACCACCAGCACUCGCACAUCCACUCGCACCUGCAUCUGCACCAGCCGGACUCGAUCCAUCCAGGCUCAGGCGUGCAUCCACUGAUGGAUCCCCUCGUCCCUCACGUUGGACGCUUCCCGUACCCCCCAGGGCCCCUCCCCUCGCCCCUCAUGGGGCCGCCACCUCCCACCGGACCCGAGCAUGAGCUCCUUCGGCAUCCGCUCUUCGCCCCCGGCUACCGGGACCUGCCCCCGCUGCCGCCACACAUGUCUGCGGCGCACCAGCUGCAGGCGGUGCACCAGAGCGCCGAGAUGCAGCGUCUGGCGCUGGAGCAGCAGCAGUGGCUGCAUGCGAGUGCCCACCACGCCCACCACGCCGCCGCCGCGCACCUCGCCAGCGCCCACGACGACUACUACAGCCGACUGAAGAAAGAGAACGAGAAGCCGCUGUGAGAGACCAACCUGCUCCUCUACCCGCCAGCCCCGCCAGCACACCCAUCCACCUGCUCGCCCAACUCACCACGCCGCUCGUUGCCCAGAGAGUGGCCCGUGUUCACCCAGCCCAGCCCGGUAUAGCCGACGUGGGGCGGCGGUGGGUGGCGGCUGUGGCCACGCACUGACUCGCCCCUCCCUACGCCGUCGCCUGGGGCCGUCGCCGUAAACAGCAACCGUGAUCGCUGCCCGGGUCGCGUGUAGCGUCCUCGCGCGCGUGUCUUUGUGCUGUACACGAGAGUCUUAACCCUUGUCCGCCUGUCAACCCCGGUCCUUCGCGUGCCGUCGGUCUCUCCGUCCGUUUGCCUGUCUGGGAAUUGAGAUUUACGCGGUGACUUGCUGAUGUUUUUUUGUUUUAGCUUUUUGUGUGUGGGGAGUUGGAGGGAGGAGAGUUGUCCGUCUGUUGCAGAGGUUCUCUAAGAAGACCGGUGCAGGUGGGAGGAGAGAGUGGAGGGGUGCGAGCACCAGAAAGGUGCAGAGAUUAAUGAGUCUGGAAAAUAAGUGUGGGGAGCGGGAGUAGAGUCAUAAUAGAGAGCAAAUGUACAAAUAAAUAGUGAAGGGGAAACACGUUAGUACGAGUGGCGCUGUUGUAGAGAGUCUGUCUCAAAACCUUGCCCUCUUCAAGUUCAAUCCCUGUCUCGACCCAUCAUCGUCACCAUCGUCGCCAUCAUCAUUGUUCCAGGGACAACAUCAUGAGCGCCAUGUGGUGGGAAUUCGACAUCGAGGUGUUCCUUGGAUGCACUGCCACCUGCCACAUGAACGUGGAAUUUUUUCCACUGACCUCCAACAGAAAAGUGUUAACCCAUUCAGGCUUGAGCAUAGAGACCACCGGAUGACUUCCAGGGGCAGCCCGCACUUUGCUCACAGUGCAUUAUAACAACAUGCGAUUAAUAGCCAGAGGCUGGCUCUUGUGAGUGCCCGCUCUCUCUGCGUCCAUUGUGAUCCUGAUUGGCGUUCGUGCUUGACCCUGUGUGCGCCUGGCUGUGUACGUGUGUAAAUACCAUAAACGUGUGUGUGUGUGUUUAAUGCUCGUGUAACUCUUGCGUGCGUUUGUGUGCUCCUGCACUCGGGUGCUUAUUUCUUCCACCGGCCAUUCCUCGUCUUGCUAUUUUCAGUCCUCUCAUCUCAACGAAUCGCAGCGCAUUAAACAAACCGGAAGACUUCGGGCCCUACGGGCGUUCAUCUCCUAGGUCCUGCAGAGAGCUUCGGGGUCUCCGGGCUUCAAUUGUAACCUAUGAAGGCUAAACUAAGGUACUUACAAUAGUAAAAGUAUAAACUACUGUAAGUAAGAAAUGAACAACAUUCAGGAUUUUUUUGUUUGUAUUUCAAAAGCGAAUAUAAUUUUACACAAUCUCUUUUUAUACAAUAUCUGUGCAUUUUCCAUCUUUGUCCGGAUACGAAGCCUUCUGAGCCAGAAUAUUGAUGGCUUCGCUGGAUCCAACGCGCGAGCUUGCCACGCAAUAUUGCGCGUGAUUAAAUAUGCCAGAAGGGAGGAAAAUUCCAAUUUUCUGCAGUGUUUGUCCUAGGCUCUUAUCGGCAGUGACUCUGAAAAGCAGGAUAAAUUGGAAUUUGUUUUUGUCAUCGAGAAUGGAAUUAUAUUUUCAACAGGAGCCAGUCGAAUCCGAGGGCUUCUUCUUGUCGUGAAGUCCACAUCCAACCAAGGCUUCAAUUAUGUGAUUGUUCCUUGUCUAAAUAUAGCGUGUUCCAUUGCUUGAAUCGAAAUUCUAAAGGAGUAUCAUGCAGGAGCCAACCUUCAGUUUGAGCUAGUGAGGUUGAGCCAGUUGAUGAAUUCAUUGUAGACUUUAUUGGAACUUUUGUAGACUCUUCACCAGGAAAAUAGUUAAUUGUCAUUCCAUUUAUCAAAUCGACAAUUUGUAGACAAUUUUGCCAUGGUUUGCAAGGCAUGUGGUAUCAUUGAAGUACAUUUUCAGGCCAUAAAAAAGACAAAAUCACAGAUAGCGGAGGUUCUCAAAUGCAAGUAAGUAAAUGCCACUCGCUUUGAAGUGUAGAAGCUGCUCGUUUGAAGUCGGGGAAUUAUGUAUUUGAAGAUUGCCGCAAAAACUCCGUCUUCGUAAAAUUCCAAGAUUGUUGGAAAAUUCAGAUAUUGACGUUAAUUUCGAGUUUUCGCGAAUUGUAUGUUCAUCAAACUGAAAGAGAACUACAGGCGGUCUCCGCGUUUACGACACAAUGCACCCCUGGAUACUCAGUCGUAAAUGAGAUCAUUUUUCGGACCCCAGGUUGCCAUAGACGCAAUGUUAUGGGGGUUACGUCUCUGAACACGGGCUAGAAACCGAUUUUUUUCGCAAAAAAGUCCAGAAAUAUGGGAUUUAGUUAAAUAUAUAUGAAGUUUUAACCAUUCUUAAUGCUAUAACAUGUGAGAAAGCAGUCCCUUAGUGCUAUAAAUUGAUAGGCCAAGAGUGCUAAGUGUACAGUGCAGUACUGAACAUUAAAUGUUUACUGAAAUUUACAUCAAUUUUUAUGAAUAUUUAAAAUAUUUUUUUUCUUACCUUCUUUGCUGUGCUUAGGUGACUUGACCUUUUGAAAGAAAAAAAACUCAGACUUUAUACUACGUUGCACAGUAGAAAUAUCACCCUUCAAAUGUGUUCGGUCAUGUCGAAAUAUUUGAUCGUAAAUGAAGUUUUGUGUCGUAAAUCGUUGAAAUGUUCGCCUUAUACUGUAUACACAUUGUAAAUGUGUAUUGCAUUACAUCCGGUUUUGUAAAUGGGUUGUAAUGUUUCCAAAAUUUUCAAUCAACUAUUUCCCUGACAUUUAAAACGACAGAAAAUCAAUACUUAAUUGAAUAAUAUUGUUUCACAAUGUGUUACACGGUAAAAAAAA
Molecule: messenger RNA, 10549 nt
Organism: Petromyzon marinus (sea lamprey)
Lineage: Eukaryota; Metazoa; Chordata; Hyperoartia; Petromyzontiformes; Petromyzontidae
Gene: RERE
Product: arginine-glutamic acid dipeptide repeats
Biological process (GO): regulation of DNA-templated transcription
Cellular component (GO): nucleus
Molecular function (GO): chromatin binding; transcription corepressor activity; zinc ion binding
Source: RefSeq, a predicted model, not a curated record